AGCUUAACCAAAGCGAAAGGCAAGGGGGUUAGAGGUUUUAAGUUUAUCCUUACUUUCCUAGUGUCCACAGUUAAGAAUGGGUGAAAUCCACUACCGACUGUCUUCCGUGUAAAGCUAAAAGCUUCAAACAAAGCAAAGCAACAGUAAAUAAGAGAGAGAAAAGCAAAGGACAGAUUGAGACACCAACGCAGACUUUCCAAUAAAAUACAAAGAUCGAUAGGGGAGAAAUUGUGAAAAUUAAAAAUAAAUAUACCCGAAAAAACUUAUUCUUUCUCUCUUUGUGUCUGCAAUAAAGUGGAAGAAAGAAGCAGAGAGAGAGAGAGAGAGAGUAAGGAUAAGAUCUUGAUCGACCUCUCUCUUCUGUUUAUCUUCUUUGUAUGAAGAAGCAGAUUCCGGGGACACUGUGAAGAAGUUUCUAAAGAUUCUUAACGUGUGGCAAUGAGAUCUGAUACUUAACUUGGUCGUCUAGAAAGAAGAUUAACGUGGCGCGAAGCUACAGUUCAGGCUGGCUAUGGGAACUCUUGCAAUUAAUACCGAGGGUGUGGACUCAGAUAUAUACCUUGCUUUGGGAUUGAAAGAAUUGGGUAAAGGACCUAUUGGAACUCCACGGAUUUUAUCACUUCUUUCUUCACUUCUUGAGAAAUCUGUCCAAAAAAAUGAGAUGCAAUCAGAGACUACGAACAUGAAGGAUAAUGUUGCAAUCUUUCAUGGGUUAAGGGCUCCCACCAUAAGCAUUCAGCAAUAUAUUGAUCGCAUCUUUAAGUAUGCUGGCUGCAGUCCUUCAUGCUUUCUUGUUGCAUACAUUUACGUGGAUAGAUUCGUUCAACAAACUGAUGUGCAUUUGACUUCCCUUAAUGUUCAUCGGCUCCUUAUAACCAGUGUUAUGAUAGCAGCAAAAUUUAUUGAUGAUGCGUGUUUCAACAAUGCAUAUUAUGCUAGAGUUGGUGGGGUGAGCACAGCUGAGUUGAACAGGUUGGAGAUGAAAUUUUUGUUUAGUCUAGAUUUCAGACUUCAAGUAAACGUCAAUACAUUUCAAAGAUACUGUUCUCAGCUGCAAAAGGAAUCUUUGGAAGGGCAUCAAAUUGAACGUCCUAUCCGAGCUUGUGGAAUUAAAGAGAGUUGGCCAAACAAAAGUGAUACACAAUGUGCUCCCACAAUUGCAAGAUGAAUAUACAAGUAAUCUCAUUGUAUCAGUAAAAUCCCACGUGAUGCUUGAAUACAAUCAAGCUAGAGAAUUUGGAUAAUGGAUACAGAUGCCAAAUGUAGUUUUAGUGAUGAUUCUUGAAGAAACAGCAAGCUUACUCCCUUGCAUCAAUUUUUAUGCCAUUAGUCAGCAUGAUUGUUUCCAUCUUUGACGCAGUUGGUUAUUUCUUAGCGUGCACCUUUGAGGUGCUGCACCUUGUGUUUUUCCUUUGUAGUACACUUGUGCAAAAGGCAUGUUGUAUAUUAAAGAUUGACUUUGUGGUCAUGAAAA
This is a messenger RNA of Durio zibethinus, 1474 nucleotides long. Its product is annotated as cyclin-U3-1-like. NCBI's taxonomy places the organism in Eukaryota, Viridiplantae, Streptophyta, Magnoliopsida, Malvales, Malvaceae. Gene Ontology annotation, molecular function: protein kinase binding. Gene Ontology annotation, biological process: regulation of cyclin-dependent protein serine/threonine kinase activity. The record is from RefSeq and is a predicted model, not a curated record.